Hemibagrus wyckioides is the source of this 4439-nucleotide messenger RNA. RefSeq lists its product as uncharacterized. The record is from RefSeq and is a predicted model, not a curated record. The transcript is spliced from 5 exons. Lineage: Eukaryota; Metazoa; Chordata; Actinopteri; Siluriformes; Bagridae. The coding region runs from base 306 to 1211 and encodes 301 amino acids.
AGUCGGUCAGUAGUGUAUCGCGGGUGAGUCGCUUGCAGGCUGUGUGUAUGUGUGUGUGUGAGUCGGCACUAUUACCGUGUACAGCACAGUAAAAGCUUCUGCCAUGGACAUAUAGAUGUUCCUAGAGUGCUAUAGUAAUAAUACAGUGUGGUGGUCGUUUUCGCGCACUUUAAAGAGGAUCUGAGUUCACUGAAUUAACGAAGGAAGUUCACUGAAUUAACAGGAGCAGAAAAUUAAUCCUCCUCAUCCUCCUCAUCUCAUACUACUCCUUCUCAGCUCACUUUUUCAUCGAUUACUUGACAGACAUGAAGGAAAUGGAAUCUAUUGCUCUUUGUGUGCUUUUCCUCUUCUGCUCCUCUUCUUUCACACAAGGUGAACAUGAUUCCAACUCAUCUGCACUUCCUCAGAACUUCACCAUACCAUCCACCUCUGCACCUCCCCAAAGGUCGUCCACUACACAACCAGAAUCCCUUUUAAGACCUACACUUCUCACCGCUUCCUCCGAGGGAGAUAACAGAGAUAACGACACCCUCAGCCAUAACGAUACAGCGAACAGCACAGAUGCUCCAGGUUUUGCCCCAGGAGCUGCUGGACCUACAGUGACUACUCUUGCACCCACAACCGGUACAAAUGCUCCAGGAAAUCUAACAGACAGCCAAGGCAAGACUAAUCUUUCACCCGGAGAUAACCAGACCUCAACAACAACCAAUACAACAUUACACACCAACGCUACCACACCUCUUCCCAAAGGCGAGCCUAAAACGAGCACCUCGGCUCCCACUACAACCUCCCAGAAUAUUACUGCCUCCACUACACCUCAGAUUACCACCAGCCCAUCAGCAACAACCACUCAAAGCAGGGGCAAAUCUUCAACUGUUACAAGCAAAGGCACAUCUGCUCCAACCACCAUUACAACUACCACCACAACUACCCAGGCCACAGAGUUUAGCAGCACUCCUGUCCUGGCGAAAGCUCGUGUAGACAAUCCGUCUGAGCUGAACGUCGGAGACAUCCCUGAAAACUCUAAUACGUCAACAGAUCCUCUCUUGGCCGGCUUGGUGUCCGUGUUUGUCGUGACCGCUGCCAUUGUUGCUCUUCUAAUUUUCCUGAAAUUCAGACACAGGAAUGAGCGUCCGGAAUUCCGUCGACUCCAGGAUCUCCCCAUGGAUGAUAUGAUGGAGGACACGCCUCUUUCCAUGUAUAGCUACUGAGUGCUCCCGAGAAACCCUUAAAAAGCCUCGAAUGACUCCUAGGCCUCUGAGUCAUUACGAACACCGAUCUAUUCCUAUUUUUCAUUCUUUUUCCAGUUCCUAAACUGAGACUUGAGCUUAAUUAUCCAGUCAUGAGUUUGUGGUUGGAACUGAACAAGGGCCGGGUUGAGCGGCACAGAUUUAGAGGACUUUUAAACAGUCAGUUUUUUUUUUAUUGGAGACAGAAUGUCACACAGUCCUGCUUCUUAAAACAUGCAAACGAGGUUUUAUGGCCUCUGUUGAUUGUCUUGCGGGGCAAAUCCCAUUUAAAAUAGACAGAGAGACUCAUUAUAUUAACAUUUGAUAUUUCUUUUAAACAGAAAACCGAGGCUUGUUGACUGAGUCGAGAGGCAUAGCUUUGUCUGUAUCAUUAGGAAUCCCUCACAGUGAGGGUACCUGAUGAUAUGAUGUAUUUAAAUACACUCCACCCUAAAUCCUUCUCCUUGCAAAACAUAAAAUUACACAAAUUCCCAAAUCCUAGAACUUGCUUAUUUCGUCAAAUGUAUUUGGGAUAACCAAAAAAAUGAAGACCAAAUGAGUAAUGUGCCUUUUAAUGCAAAAUUUUAAUGCUCCUGGUCAGCUAUUUUGUUUGUGUGUGUGUGUGUGUGUGUGAGACAGAAAGACUGGCUUGUUGUGUUUUAUUGCAAUUUAAUGACUUUUAAUGCCGCAGACCAAACUAAAUGAUGCCGAAUAGCAAUUGUGGAAUUUAUUAACUGCUUGCUCUGAGAGGCUAAUGAGACUCUACACCAACCCUUUAUUAAAGCAAAGGUCACUUGGACGGUAAAUUUCUUAAGUUUAUAAAUAAGACUCCGGCUAACUAUAAAACAUAAAUAUCUGGUGUGCUAUAAGUGCCUAAUUUAGAGUGUUGCGAAUUUAUUUACUGGAAUAUUAAAUAAUAAAACAUAACCAUUUCCCCAUUCACACAUGCCAUGAUUAGUUUUUCAGUGUGUAUAUAGGUGUGUGUGUGUGUUAUGGUUGUUGCUGAUGUGUCUCUAUAUGUGAUUUAUCUAGUAGGAGAUCCAGCACAUGAUGAUUUCUCCGAAGAAAUGUUUUUCAACUGGUCUAUGUAAAUCAGAUAGGGUAGCCGGGCAGUAUAAUUCGUUAAAUUCGCCUUGAAGCACACGCUGCGAUAUUAUAAGAACAAAACUGACUGAUGCUUUAUUUGUCGUGCUGGCAUUUAGUUUAAGGUUUAAUGGAACUUUGGAUUUGUUCAUUAAGGCUCCGCUGUAAACAAGCCACAAUGAACCGAAAAAUUUUGCUCGGAGCUCUGAAAGUCAUGGCGAUGGAAUUGCGUACAAGCUCAUGAAGUGGUUAUAAGAUCACAGUAUGACAUUUUAAGUGGGCUGUUGCUUGCAAGCCACAGGAAACAAUGACGAGAGAGGAGCUUUGAUGCGAGGAGGAUUACUCUGCUGCCUGGAUCACAGUGUAGGCAUUUGCUCUUUUAGUCCGUCAUCAGCGUUGAUGGAGAUUGAGUCAAGUAAAAUCAUUGGGAUUGGUGUCUGUUAUCUAUCUAAAUAAAUCUGGAGUCCCAUGCUGGUCACAACCUUCUCUGUACAGUGUGUGUGUGGAGGCAGACUGAGCUCAUAGUGACAUUAAAUGUGUCAUUGUUGAUAGAUUGAUCAGUGAGCAAGACCCUUACUGUAUCCCACAUAGGUUUUUCAUACAGCAGUUGUGCACCAUGCAUGAUUUACACAUAACAUGAUUAAUGGUUUUUAAAUUUGUAGUAAAUCAGGGUUUACUCAAACCUUGCCCUAGAGGGUUUAGCUCCAACCCUGAUCAAACUCCUCUACCUGUGAUUUUCUAAUGAUCCUGACGACACCGAUUAGCGUGCUCAGGUGUGUUUGAUUAAGGUUAGAGCUAAACUCUGCAGGAAAGUGGAUCUCGUGGGCUAGAUUUGAGGAUCCCUGUAGUAAAUCUUGCUCACAGGGUUAAACUGAUAUCCCACCAUCCUUUAGCGGUAAAAGUAUAAGCUAGCAAAAAUGUAAAAAAUUAAAAUCACUUGUACAAAUCGCUUGUAUUGAUUACACCAACAUGCUCGUGUGUGAACGUGAUGAUGAAUGUGCUCACAGCACAACUAAUGUAAAUUCAGUGCUGACCAUUUUCACUUGUACACUUUUACGCAGUAUAUAAAACUGGCUUUUUUGUGUGUGUCUCUUGCUGUUUAGUAGCUCGUUCAUUUGCACUUUAUUGUGGGGUCUCCAGGAGGAGGAGGAGGAGGAGGAGGAGCGGUGUUGUGUUGUGAUUAUUUUUAGGAAGAGAAGGUUUAAGAAUUGUCAGAAUAACACGUGCAGCUUUUUUUUGUUUUGUUUUUAUUUUAAUUUUGUGAAAGUGAACCUGGUUGCUAUUUUGUCACGCUUGUAAUAUGAUAAAGAUUGGUGUUGUAUGAACAUGCACUCUUGGAAGGAGCCCAUUACCUGGCGGUUAGGAGGUUAGACGUCAUAUUGCCUGGACCCGGCAUGUGCCAAGCUGUAAUUAAAAGUGUCCAUCAUUUCAUAUUCAGUUAUGAUUCAUCACAUUGUGCAAAAGGCACUCAGCAGGAUCCAUGACGAGUCUGUGCUUGUCUGAGAUAGAUAGGUAACUAACUAAGACUGCUCGUGUCAGCCAAGAGCAGGACGAGGAGCAGUAUUGAUGAGGCAGUUCAACCUUAAAGACGAACCCUUCUAAGCUUACAUGACUGUUCAUGCUUUUCUUUCGGCCCCAUUAUCGCUCUCAUCAUUGAGGUCGACUCACUCGUGGUUGCUUUACAAGUUACAAGAGGCUGAAAUGGAAAAUGUAAUACCAUCAACAGGCGGUGCUUGCUCAGGCAAUUUUUAUGAUGUAUAGAAUAAUUCAGCCACACACAACGACUGACAGGUUUAAAAAAAGCCAUAUAUUAUAUUUCAACUUGGUGAGUUUUUGUUCUUCUCUUCUGCUAGACUUAAAUUGAACCUUUAUUAAUGAACAUUAACACUUCAAGACAAAAGACUGAUUUUCCAGUUCAGUUCGUUCACCUCUAUAACUGAAAUAAGGUCCGUGUUAACACACAGACUCAACAACAGACCUUUCUCUGAUGAAGUUAGAAGCAUACUUCACAUGUCAUGUCUCUUGUGGUGUUCUGCUUUAUGUACCAGAAGUGCUGUUUUUGUAUUAAAAAAACCUGUUUGAUGUUCCAAAUGUUUUUUUUUAUUAUUAUUAAAUUUCUUUACAACA